This is a messenger RNA of Linum tenue, 1746 nucleotides long. The record is from the annotation of a GenBank genome assembly. Lineage: Eukaryota; Viridiplantae; Streptophyta; Magnoliopsida; Malpighiales; Linaceae.
UUACACAAAAAUCCUCGGCAUUUGGAAAGUGGAAACAGCUACGGUGGGCGAACCGCCACACGCUCGCGCGCUAGUUUUAGAGAGUGGGGCGUCAGUCAGUUAACGAGUUGACUCACGCGAGUUCGAAUGCGCUGCUCAGUUCUCUGUCUCGCUCGCUUGAGAAUUCGCCUCUUUCCGUCCUCCGCCACCGGCUUAGGGUUGCAAUCAACCGUCUCCGAACUUCCGAAAGAACGGCAAAUCGGUAGCUCUACCAUCGCUUGAAUUUUCCUUUCACCGGAGAUCGGCUGCAGAACAUACAGCAGAUUGAGGACGACAGCGAAUUUCUUGUCUCUGUUUCGGUUAGGGUUUUUUUUCAUGCUCCCGUUCAUCGGCGUCAUCAACAGUGAAGCAGUCGCUUUCAUGUCUCAUGAAUGGAGAUUAUCGCUUUCUCUUCUCAACCUUUCCUCAUAGCCUCCUCCGUCACUCUGCUGUCGCUCUUGCUGACUGUCCUCUCUCUUCUCCGAUUGAAAACGCCGAGCAAAUUGCGCCCUCCUUCGGUAUCGUCUUCUUCGUCGAUGCCCUGCGGUUCUGGCUGUUCCGGUGACGGAACCGUCGGAAAUACGGACUCUGCCACUUCUAGAGGGUGCGUAAACGGUGGUGGUGAAGCGACGGGGGAAAUGGUGGUGGCCGCUAGCGAGAAAGCGGCGGUGGAGAGGCAGUGUGGGGCGUCAAUGAUGGAGCAGCUGGUUCCAGAGAUCACGACGCACGCUCUGAGUUAUUUGGAUUACCCGAGUCUGUGUAGGUUGUCCAUGACUAAUUCGUUGAUGCGUAAGGCUGCAAAUGACGAUAAUGCUUGGAAAGCUCUUUAUCACAAGGAUUUUACAGUGGAACAAGAUAGUGUCACACCUGUUAAUGGUUGGAAAGCAUACUACGCAGCUACAAGAGCCAUUGUCAAUCUGAAUGCAGAGUUCUUCAGCAUCAUCAGAGAAAGGUCUCUCCAAGAUAUGAGUCUUUUCUGGCUUAAUGCAGAUUAUGUGAAGUGCAUUCAUGCAUCAGGAAAACUUUUCUCAGGGUACAAUGCUGUGAUACAGAGCUGGCAGCUUGCAUUCAACUGGGAGCAAGGAGUCGACUUUCAGGUACGAGACGUGCGGGUUCGGGUCCUGACCGACAUGGCCUGGGUCACAAUGAACACCUAUGUUGAGAUGGAGACCGGGCCGUUCAAUGUGACGAAUGUGUUUGAGUUCCACAACGGGAGGUGGUACCUGGUGCAUCAUCACAGCUCAGUGGACCAGCAGAUUAUGCAUCCGUAAGUUAUGAGUGCAAGGUAAGGAAUAUAGCGGGGAGUGAUAGAUUUAACAUUAGCUGGAUAAAUAGUUCUAUUAGUGAUUGGUAGGGGGUUGGUUGUUCUUGUUCACUCUUCUUUCUAUUAUUUCUUUCUUGGGUUUCUGUGUUUUGGGGAGGAAAUAUUGAUCAGUAAAUGAAGAAGUCAUUGGUAGGUCCUUUUUUAUCCAAUCCAGUUUUGGUCUUUCAUUUGUGGUUAAAGGGAAAAAGGCUCCGAUGUUUCUUCUUUGAUUUCCCUUUUUUCCCCCUCUUGGUUAAGUUCAGUGGGUAAGUUAAUUGUAUGGACUGGAGAGAGUGCAAGGUGCAAGUAAGUGUUAAUAGUAAAGAUUUCUUAUUGAGAAAUGCAAGUUGGAAAGGAAAAGAUAUGUUCUUGGGGAUAAAGGUGAAUGGCGUUGGCCAAUGAUAGACAUGGUUACCUUGUACGUC